AUUCUAUCUCAUAGCAUUUGUCAAUAUUAUUCGGUCCUCUCUGAAAAUGAAGUGUUUAGUAUUAAUGGUGGCGAUAGUAUUCUCGGUUGGUUCAGCUGAGGAUCAAGCCCAUCAGGAAGAUGAUUUUGCUUCGAUAAGAAAAGAAGCAGUUGCCAAAUGUUCUAAGGAACACAAUAUAAAUGAAGGCGCAAUUAAGGACAUCUUGAAUCACAUUCAAGUGGCACAAGAUGAGGAAGUCAAGUGUUGGACAAAUUGCGUUAUGAAAUCUUUGGGAAUUUUGAAGGAAAGAACAAUCGAUUGGGCACGGCUGGAAGAUAUUUUGAACUCGGCUUCUAAGAACGAAAACAAGACUCAAGUCCACCUGCUUGUAGAGAUGUGCCGUUCCAAAGUUGAUCAAGCCGAUAAGAAUGAAUGUCAAGUUGCUUACUCUUUGGUGGUUUGCAAGAUUAAGUAUUGGAACCAGUUGGGCCUUCCUAAAGGAAACUGGGAAUAACUCCAUUACUGCUGAAAACUGUAGCUGAACCCUGGCAAUGGAUUCAUAAAUAAUAAAAACAGCACAUUGUACUUAUAUUAUCAAAAUAAAUAGAUUUUAUUAAUAUA
This is a messenger RNA of Nezara viridula (southern green stink bug), 600 nucleotides long. The record is from the annotation of a GenBank genome assembly. Lineage: Eukaryota; Metazoa; Arthropoda; Insecta; Hemiptera; Pentatomidae.